Molecule: messenger RNA, 1107 nt
Organism: Penicillium taxi
Lineage: Eukaryota; Fungi; Ascomycota; Eurotiomycetes; Eurotiales; Aspergillaceae
Product: GTP-binding protein RBG1
Exons: 9
Coding region: 1-1107 (368 amino acids)
Biological process (GO): cytoplasmic translation
Cellular component (GO): cytoplasm
Molecular function (GO): GTPase activity; GTP binding
Source: RefSeq, a predicted model, not a curated record
AUGUCGACCACAAUUGACAAGAUCAAGGAGAUCGAGUCCGAGAUGGCUCGGACUCAGAAGAACAAGAACACAUCCUUCCAUUUGGGACAGCUGAAGGCUAAGCUCGCUAAGCUGAAGCGAGAGCUUUUGACUCCAUCUGGAGGAGGUGGUGGUGGUGCCGGUGCCGGUUUCGACGUUGCGCGUACUGGUGUUGCCUCUGUUGGCUUCAUUGGUUUCCCCUCCGUUGGCAAGAGUACCCUGAUGAGUAAAUUGACUGGCCAGCACUCCGAAGCUGCCGCCUACGAGUUCACAACCCUUACAACUGUCCCCGGACAAGUCUUGUACAACGGCGCCAAGAUUCAGAUUCUUGAUCUGCCUGGUAUUAUCCAAGGUGCCAAGGACGGAAAGGGUCGUGGUCGUCAGGUCAUCGCUGUGGCCAAGACUUGCCAUCUCAUUUUCAUUGUUCUUGACGUAAACAAGCCAUUGGUUGACAAGCGUGUUAUCGAGAACGAAUUGGAGGGCUUCGGUAUUCGUAUCAAUAAGUCGCCGCCCAACAUCAACUUCAAGAAGAAGGACAAGGGUGGUAUCGCGAUCACUAGCACGGUUCCAUUGACAAACAUCUCCCAAGAGGAAAUCAAAGCUGUGAUGAAUGAAUACAAGAUUAACUCGGCUGAUAUCGCCAUUCGGUGCGAUGCUACUAUUGACGAUCUGAUCGAUGUGCUGGAAGCCAAGGCUCGUGCCUACAUCCCCGUUGUCUAUGCCCUCAACAAGAUCGACGCCAUCUCCAUCGAGGAAUUGGAUCUUCUCUACCGAAUUCCUAACGCUUGCCCAAUCAGUUCAGAGCACGGAUGGAACAUCGAUGAGCUGCUGGAGAUGAUGUGGGAGAAGCUUAGUUUGCGGAGAAUUUAUACCAAGCCCAAGGGCAAAGCACCUGACUACACGGCACCUGUUGUGCUCCGUGCUAAUGGAUGCACUGUGGAGGAUUUCUGUAACGCCAUUCACCGCACGAUCAAAGAUCAGUUCAAGCAUGCUAUCGUGUAUGGUCGCUCUGUCAAGCACCAGCCGCAGCGUGUUGGUCUUUCGCACGAGCUGGCUGAUGAAGAUAUUGUAUCUAUUGUUAAGCGCUAA